Tachysurus vachellii is the source of this 4202-nucleotide messenger RNA. RefSeq names its product ferroxidase HEPHL1-like. Bases 102 to 3476 code for a protein of 1124 amino acids. Gene Ontology annotation, cellular component: plasma membrane. Gene Ontology annotation, biological process: iron ion transport. The transcript has 19 exons. NCBI's taxonomy places the organism in Eukaryota, Metazoa, Chordata, Actinopteri, Siluriformes, Bagridae. The record is from RefSeq and is a predicted model, not a curated record. Gene Ontology annotation, molecular function: oxidoreductase activity; copper ion binding.
GGUUUCACUUCUGCCAACCAAAACAAAGAGGCAUUUGGAAUCCUCCCAGUGUUUAUUACUCUUAACUCGGACACACGGAAGACAAGUUGACUUUUUGCACGAUGACAAAAGCUUGUACUUUUUAUUACACGGUUCUGACCGUGUUAUGUCUGAGUGAAUCAGCCACUAGGACAUAUUACAUAGGGAUCAGAGAGUUAUACUGGAAUUAUGCUCCAAGCGAACGGAAUCUAAUCAGUGGCCAUGAUAUCAGACACGAUGAGUAUGCCUCUACUUAUCUGUUAAACUGUGCAAAGCGGACCGGUAUUGUGUAUAAAAAAGCUGUGUAUAAACAGUACACAGAUAAUACUUUCACCAAUGAGGAGCGUAAGCUGGACAUGCUGGGGUUCCUUGGACCCGUAAUCCGUGCAGAAGUAGGUGAUGAGAUCGUAGUGCAUCUGAGGAACUUUGCAUCCCGGCCUUAUUCAAUCCACCCGCAUGGCGUCCUGUACAAGAAGAACUCUGAAGGUGCAUGGUAUCCGGAUGGUACGUCUGGUGGGAAUAAGAGUGAUGAUGCUGUGGCUCCAGGACACACCUACACGUACACAUGGAUUGUAACAGAAAAUUUUGCUCCUACAGAGAAAGACUCCGACUGUCUUACAUCAAUGUAUCACUCUCAUGUAAAUGCACCCAAAGACAUAGCAGCAGGACUCAUUGGAGUGUUACUCAUCUGCAAGAAGGGAGCUCUGGACCAAUCUGGACAUCAACAAUCCGGCGUGUCUCAUGAGUUUUUGAUGUUCAGUGCAGUGGAUGAAAAUCUUAGCUGGUAUCUUGAAGAAAAUAUUAAAGAGUUCUGCCCUGAACCUGAGAAUAUCACAGGGGAUGAAGACUUUCAGAAUUCAAACCGGGUGCACUCAAUAAAUGGUUUUGUUUACGGAAAUUUGCCAGAACUGCGAGUGUGUCUCGGUAGACCAGUGUUUUGGCAUCUUUUUGGUAUUGGAAAUGACAUAGAGCUUCACUCCGUCCACUUCCAUGGCCACACCCUGCUCAACCAAGGUCAUCGUACUGAUGCCCUUAAUGUGUUUCCUGCCACUUCAUUCACUGCAAAAAUGGUGCCCAAUACGAAUGGGAAGUGGUUGUUUGGGUGCCAAGUUGGAGAUUACAUGCAUGCAGGUAUGCAGGGUCUUUAUGAGGUGUCUUCAUGUGAAAAUGAUCCUGCACCCACUGUGCAGUCUGGUCAUAUCAGACGUUACUACAUCGCAGCAGAGGAGAUCCUUUGGAAUUAUGCCCCCUCAGGGAAAAACAUACUGACCAAUAAACCACUUAAUGAAGAAAACAGUGACUCUAACGAAUUCUUUAGUACAGAAGAUGGAAAGCUGGGAGGGAAGUACUGGAAGAUUAGAUACACUGGGUACCACGAUGACACAUUCAAAUCCAAGAUCAAUCAAAGUGGUUCAGAUGAUCACCUAGGCAUUCUGGGUCCUGUGAUCAGAGGAGAGCCUGGUGAUGUCAUUGAGGUGACAUUUCGAAAUCUGGGGCGUCGUAACUUCAGCAUGAAACCUCAUGGCGUGUCGUACGACAAAGCUUACGAAGGUAUGAAAUAUCAGGACGUUAAUACAUUCAAAGCCUUAAUUGAUUUAAAGAAGGCACUGUAUGACUUACUGUUACUCAUUCCAAAACAAACCCAACUAACGCAGAGGACUUUGACCUCUUCAGGUUCUCAGAAAGCAGGUGCCAGUGUCGCACCAGGUCACACAUUUACAUAUCGAUGGAGGGUGACAGAAGGUCCUUCACCCAGUGACCCACCCUGUCUGUCAUACUUGUACUACUCUGCUACAGAUCCUGUCAAUGACACCAACUCUGGUUUGGUGGGACCGUUGCAGGUGUGCAAGAAAGGAGUUCUGGAUGAGAGUGGACGACAGCAUAUAGGGUCAGAGGUGCAAAAAGAGUUUUUCCUUCUCUUCAGUGUGAUGGAUGAGAAUAAAAGCUGGUAUCUCCAGAAGAAUAUUGAAGAGUUUGGUGGUGAUGAGUCAGACAAAGAUGAUGUACUAUUUCAAGAGAGCAAUAAAAUGCACUCGGUGAAUGGUUUCAUGUACGGAAACAUUCCUGAUCUUUAUUUGUUUGAGGGGGACCAUGUUGUGUGGCACUUGAUGGCCCUGGGCUCAGUGGAUCUUUUUGCCAUUUACUUCCAGGGCAACACGUUUAAGCUGGAUAACACUACACAUAACACACUCAGUCUCUUCCCUCACUCCAGUGUCACCGUCUCCAUGACACCUGACAAUAAUGGACUUUUUGAGCUGAGCUCUCUUAUACCUUAUCACUACCGUGCUGGUAUGCGGCAGCUGUACACCGUCAAACGCUCCACACCGAGUCAGAACCCAGACCCAGAGGCUACAACCUUUAAGCCUGAUGUGUAUUUCUAUAUAGCUUCUGAAGAAGUGGAGUGGAAUUACGCACCAAACCGCACAUGGGAGUCGGAGAAAUUUAACACAACUCUCAGCAAUAGUCCUGGAAGCGUUUACCUAAAUAAAUCUAAGAAUCGGAUUGGGCCUGUAUACAGAAAGGUGGUGUACCGCAAGUACACGGAUGAGACCUUCACAAAACAGGAUGCCAGGGGUCCUGAUGAGGAGCAUUUGGGAAUUCUGGGUCCCAUUCUCAGGGUGCAAGUCGGUGAGAAGGUCCAGGUUGUGUUUAAAAACAAAGCCAAACGAAACUAUUCAGUUCACGCUCAUGGAGUGAAAAGCAAUACGGCUCAACCUGUUAGUCCAGGUAACACAGCAAGGUAUAACUGGACUAUCAGUUCCGGUCCUGAACCCAAUGAGUCAAACUGUACAAUCUAUCCUUAUUACUCAUCAGUGAACUUUCUGAAGGAUUUGGCGAGCGGCUUGGUCGGGCCAUUGGUAGUGUGUCGUAAGGGGACUCUGAACAGCACAAGACAGCGAAGUGAUGUGGAAAAAGAAUUUGCUCUUCUCUUCAUGGUGUUUGAUGAGAACGAAUCGUGGUAUCUGGAGGAGAAUAUAAACACUUACCUGGGCAAUAAUACUGUCGACAAAAAUGAACCACGUUUUUUAGAAAGUAAUCUGAUGCACGGUAUCAAUGGAAAGCUGUAUGCUAAUUUGAACGGUUUGAGGAUGCGCCAGGGAGAUAGGACCGAGUGGUAUUUAAUGGGACUGGGGAGUGAGGAAGAUGUGCACACAAUACACUUUCACGAUCAGAGCUUCAUAUACAAGACGGAUCAGCCCCAUAGAGCUGACGUGUACGGCUUGUUCCCUGGAACCUUUAAGACUGUUCAACUGCGGGCUGGAACUCCAGGAACGUGGCUCCUCCACUGCCACGUGUCAGACCACAUCGACUCUGGCAUGGAGACGACUUUCACUGUGUAUAACAAAGCCUGGACAAAUGGCUUCGUGAACAGAUUUGCAUCUUUUUCAGGCUUCGUGUUUCUGCAGUGGUUUAGCCGAAUAAUGCCAGCCAUUAUACUCACCUACUGGCUUCAGUGACUCAAAGGAAGCGAAGGAUUCAUUUUACUUCACUACUCACUGUGAAAUCAUGCUUUGGGCUGUCUGUUUAAACACUGUAUUUUUAUGGUACGUUUUUAUUAGGAUUUUUUUGUAUAUCUGAGACUAGCUAGAUUAUAAAAUAGUAUGUACUGUAUGAAUGCGGAUUACUGUAGAGCAAAACAAAAAACAAUGUAAGUACAGUAUUGAAUGAUAACAAAAUUGUUUGCAUGUGCCUUUAUAUGUCUUGUGCAUGCCUUUAUAUGUCUUUAUAUGUCCAACUGGUAUCAAAAAUAUAUUUAGAAUGAAUACAAUCACACUACUGAUUUUUUAAUCCAUUAAGUUCAUGCGGUUUAUAUCCGUUAUUGAAUCUUUUGGAUCUAGGUUAUUUUUCUCCCAUUCUUAAGAGAAGUUUAAAAAGAACAGAUUAUUCAUCCAGUCUAGUUUGCACAAUAAACAAGUCGGAAAGUCACAAAAAACAUUCAGAGCGAGGAACAAUGUAUUGUAGCCGGACAACCUACAGAGAUGUUUUAGGAGGUCGGACAGAAUUAAACAAAAUACAGGAAAUCAAAGCAAACACUGAGAACAAGCAAACGUCUGAUAAUAUAGAAUAUAUUGAAGUGCUAUUUAAUAUAUUUUAUGUGCUUUGGAUUUUUUAAAGAGAGAAUUUAAGUUAUUUAAAUCAUUUUGUGCUGUGUUUAAGUGGAUUAAAGUUGACUUAUAAAAGAC